AUGACCAGCAUAGUGUUACCGGAUUGUCGGCCAGAUUUUCGAGCAAAAAUCAUCGCCAAAUGGAUCGAUAUUGCCCGGGAGCUUCGUGCUUUGAAGAAUUUCUCGUCAUUGAAAGCGGUGCUGUCAAGUCUUCAGUCUGAACCAGUCCAUCGGUUAAAAUCAGCGUGGGCCCUCGUGCCAAGUCGAUCCAUGGCACAGUUUCGGGAUCUGUCGUCCAUUUAUGACAUGGACGAAGAGGGCGAUGAACGUAAUGCUCGUCGUAUUCUUGAACAGGAAGGUACUGCCAAGAGUUCACCUCUGAGGCGACCUCAGUUGGUACAGAACUGCCGUCGAACGAAGAGCGACGUGAAUUUAGCUGAAUGCCAAGGAACCGUGCCAUAUUUGGGAUCUUUUCUAACUGAUUUGACUAUGAUUGACCAAGGCACUCAGGAUUUCACAGAAGGUGAGUUUUUCAGUUAUUUCUUUACAAGUUGA
Cooperia oncophora is the source of this 474-nucleotide messenger RNA. The record is from the annotation of a GenBank genome assembly. NCBI's taxonomy places the organism in Eukaryota, Metazoa, Nematoda, Chromadorea, Rhabditida, Trichostrongylidae.